CCAACACUUUCUUCUCCAUGUUUCUUUAUUCCUACAACUCUUCCAUUUCAGCUAAUAUCAUCAUCAACCGUUGCCAUUUCCUUCAUCCUUCAUAAACCAUAAUUAUAUAUAUCAGCAUUUCAGUAAAAGAUGUUGGUGUUGUGGAUUGGAGCGUUGGUUCCCCUUAUAUGCAUCACAUAUUGGGUUUACCACUGGAGGAAUCCUAGAUGUAAUGGCAAACUCCCACCAGGUUCUAUGGGUUUCCCACUUCUUGGUGAGACUCUUCAGUUCUUCAGCCGCAACACUACUAAUGAUAUUGCCCCCUUUCUCAAAGAGAGAAUGAAAAGGUAUGGGCCAGUAUUCAAGACGAGCAUAGUGGGACAACCGGUAAUCGUAUUGACCGACCCGGAUCUCAAUCACUUUGUGUUUCUUCAAGAAGGGCAGCUGUUUCAGAGCUGGUAUCCGGAUACGUUCACAAAGAUCUUAGGACGUCAAAAUGUAGGAUCCUUACAUGGCUUCAUGUUCAAGUACCUAAAGAGUAUGGUGCUUAGUCUCUUUGGCCCUGAAAAUAUAAAAAAGAUGCUCCCUGAAGUUGAGCGAACAGCUUGUAGAAGGUUACAACGAUGGUCAAUCCAAGAAACAGUUGAAUUAAAAGAAGCAACCGCUGCUAUGAUAUUUGAUCUGACGGCCAAAAAGCUGAUAAGUUACGACCAAGACAAUGCCUCCCAGAAUCUGAGGGAGAACUUCGUUGCCUUCAUAAAAGGAUUACUCUCCUUUCCCUUGGAUAUUCCUGGAACAGCAUAUCACAAAUGUUUACAGGGAAGGAAAAAUGCAAUGAAAAUGCUAAAGAACCUGCUAAACGAAAGGCGGGCAAUGCCAGGGAAGAGCCGAAGUGACUUUUUCGAUUUUGUCCUUGAAGAACUUCAGAAAGAGGGAACAAUUCUAACAGAGGAAAUAGCUUUGGACUUGAUGUUCCUUCUACUAUUUGCCAGUUUUGAAACAACUUCCAUGGCUCUAACUUUAGCAGUAAAAUUCCUUUCUGAUGACCCUUCAGUGCUGAAAAAACUAAGGGAAGAGCAUGAGACAAUUCUACGAAACAGGGAAAAUACAGGCUCUGGGCUUACAUGGAAAGAAUAUAAAUCAAUGACAUACACAUUCCAGUUCAUCAAUGAAACGGUUAGACUAGCAAAUAUAGCGCCAGUAAUAUUCAGAAAAGCACUAAGAGAAAUCCAUUUUAAAGGAUAUACCAUUCCAGCUGGUUGGGCAAUAAUGGUCUGUCCCUCAGCUGUGCACUUGAAUCCAGCAAAAUAUAAAUAUCCCCUGACCUUUAAUCCAUCAAGAUGGGAGGGCGUAGAAAUAAAUGGAGCCACAAAGAAUUUCAUGGCAUUUGGUGGUGGCAUGAGAUUUUGCGUCGGAGCAGAUUUCGCUAAAGUGCAGAUGGCUGUGUUUCUCCAUUGCCUGGUUACAAAGUACAGGUGGGAACCAAUCAAAGGAGGAAAUAUACUCCGAACUCCAGGUUUACAGCUUCCAGAUGGCUUCCACAUACGGCUCAUGGAGAAAACUAGAAUGGAGUAAGUUGUUCGUGCAGAGUGAUUGCUCGUGACUCAAAAGGCAUGGAAAAAAAAACCCAAGUAUAUCACUCUGCACAACAAAAGGCAACAGGUAUUACCAAAUAUUUUUGAGAGGCUCAAAGAAUUUAUAAUGAAAUCAUAAAGGGGUAAUCUGAAAUAAAUUCAUAGUUUACAAGAUUUACUAAUCAAUAAUCAUACACAUCAAUCGCAAUUUGUUAUCCUACUUCUAAAGCUACUGCAAUAAGAUUUCAUAUUCCAGGGUAGAUAGCACAAAGUUGACACAUAUAAGUAAUCCAACAAAGAAAGUGGACUACCUCAAGGCAGAUCCAUUUGUUGGCAUAGACUUCUACCUCAAGGCAGUAAAAACAUAGAAGCAUAUUAUAAACUCUAAUUGUCCUACCUUGAUCCAUUGUCAAGAAGUGUAACCGAGUACUACAUUGGCACUCUUCUCCCUCAACUUCACUCAAUUCAGAGUCCUUCAAUAUAGCUGCAUCGAAAUUUCAAGCAAAAGCAUGUUCAGCAUAAUGCAUCUAUCCCAGUACCUUACAUUUUGGGAAGGUAAAAAGCUUAAAGACAAAAGUAACAUACUCUGAAAGCCACUUGUUUCUUACCAGAUGCCGCCUGAUCAGUUUUUGUAUUGAAUUUAAAAGAUGGAGCUGAAACUUCUUUUGACUUAAUUGU
Messenger RNA from Gossypium raimondii (Peruvian cotton), 2231 nucleotides. Its product is annotated as cytochrome P450 87A3. Gene Ontology annotation, molecular function: oxidoreductase activity, acting on paired donors, with incorporation or reduction of molecular oxygen; monooxygenase activity; heme binding. Gene Ontology annotation, biological process: sterol metabolic process. NCBI's taxonomy places the organism in Eukaryota, Viridiplantae, Streptophyta, Magnoliopsida, Malvales, Malvaceae. The transcript is spliced from 10 exons. The record is from RefSeq and is a predicted model, not a curated record. The coding region runs from base 130 to 1554 and encodes 474 amino acids.